Poecilia latipinna (sailfin molly) is the source of this 2794-nucleotide messenger RNA. RefSeq names its product ubiquitin associated and SH3 domain containing Ba (gene ubash3ba). The transcript is spliced from 14 exons. Gene Ontology annotation, molecular function: protein binding. NCBI's taxonomy places the organism in Eukaryota, Metazoa, Chordata, Actinopteri, Cyprinodontiformes, Poeciliidae. The record is from RefSeq and is a predicted model, not a curated record. The coding region runs from base 712 to 2640 and encodes 642 amino acids.
CGACGUCGAUCUUUUUCUCGCAGACAGGAAGUGUGAGCAGCAUUUUCCACCAUUCACCUCCAUCAUGGGACUGUCACUGAAAUAAUCACAGCAGCUCGCCGUACAGUCUGUAUAUGUGUUCAAACAGCGCCCCUGAGUAGGCGGACUGUGUCGCUGUCACAGUUUUAUACGCCUUCGGUUCUUUAAAAUCGACUUCCUGUCCCCUCCUGCAUGCUGCUGCUGUGCUGUCUCUUUAACUGAAGGGGUCGCGGCCGAUCCUCCGCUCGCUCAUCAGGGUCCAUUCAUGAAUAAGACAACAUUUGGAGAGGGAAACUUGUGCUGUCGUGUCUGAUUUUUCGCUCAGCGGACCGGAUGCGAGGGGCAGGCAGCAGCCAGAUGUGUUCACCGCUGUCGGGGACGCGGCUGACAGCGCAGGAGUGACUUCCCAUGGCCGAGCCCCCUGCUGAUGGUUUUCACUUCAUGUUGCGAGCCGUCAGGAGCAGCAGCCGGAGGAGGAGGAGGCAGCUCGUUCCAGCUCGCAGUCAAAACAUGCUCGUUUCCUCGCAGAGUUUCGUGAUAUUUACGUGCUUCCGUCCAGACCGAGUCACUCUGGGUUAAAUAGCUCAUUGGUUCCGUCUUCCUUUUUUUUUUCCCCCCUUCUUUUUUAUCUGCUUAUAAAUGAAAACACACCAGCGGAGCUGUGGACCUGACGUACCGAUGGGGCAGUGAGUUAUGGCAGCGAAGGAGGACCUGUACGCCAAAGUGACACCGCGAAGGCAGCGCCAGAACCGACCCAGCACCAUCAAACAUGGCUCUACUUUGGACGUGCUGCUGUCCAUGGGUUUCCCCAGGACCAGGGCGUUGAAAGCUCUGGUUUCGACUGGAGGCAAAAACGUCCAGGCGGCUUGCGACUGGCUCUUCUCCCAUUUGGACGACCCUUUCCUGGACGACCGCCUGCCCAGAGAGUAUGUGUUGUACCUGCGGCCCAGCGGACCUCUGCUCCAGCAGCUCACACACUUCUGGAAGCAGUCCCGCCUCACCUGCGGGAAGAACAAGGCCCACAACAUCUUCCCUCACAUCACCCUCUGCCAGUUCUUCAUGUGUGCUGAUGAGAAGGUAGAGGCUCUGACUGACGCCCUGCAGACCACCGUGGCCAAGUGGAAAGGUCGCAUCCCCCUGCCUCUGCCUCUGGAGCUCUACAUCUCCUCCAGCUUCAUUGGGCUUUUUGUGGAGGAGCAGAUGGCCGAGGUUCUGAAGAGCUUCGCUGCUGACUUUGCAACCGAGGCGACAUCUAAAGCAGAUGUCCACGUUGAGCCCCAUAAGAAGCAGCUCCAUGUCACCAUGGCGUACCACUUUAAUGCCAGCCAUCUUCCAGUUCUGGAGAAGUUGGCCAAAAGCAUAGAGGUGACCGCGGGCUGUGAUUGGCUGGCUGUGCUCCUCUCCAGGGAUAUACGCUUUGCUAACCACGAGACGCUUCAAGUCAUGUACCCGUACGUGCCUCAGAACGACGACGAGCUGGAGCUGCUGCAGGGGGACUUCAUCUUCAUGUCUCCAGUGGAGCAGAGCACAGCCAGCGAGGGCUGGCUGUACGGCACUUCGCUGGGCACCGGGUUGUCCGGCCUGCUGCCCGAGAACUACGUGAGCCGUGCCGACGAGUCCGACACGUGGGUUGUUCAUGGGUCUCACUCCUUUCUCAACUGUGCCUCUCCAUCACCCUCUGGUAACCCCAUGGGAGGGCUUUUAUUUGAUGGACAGCUAAAUGACAGUCUGCUUGACAGUCUUAUGGAUCCUUCCAGCCUCACUGGCCUCCUUCCACCUAUGCAGGUACCGAGGGCAACCACUCACUCCUCCUCGUCCAAGAUGAGGCUGUUUGUGUGUCGCCAUGGCGAGAGGAUGGACGUGGUGUUCGGCAAACACUGGGUCACCCAAUGUUUUGAUUCCAAAGGUGGAUACAUUCGUUCUAAUCUGAACAUGCCGUGCAGCCUGCCAAGCAGGAGCGGAGGUCACCGGGACUAUGAAAAAGACUGUCCGAUUACUGUGUUUGGCUCCACACAGGCCCGUCUAGUAGGUGAAGCCCUGCUGGGAAGCCACACAACAAUAGACUUUGUUUACUGCUCUCCUUCCCUCCGCUGCAUCCAGACUGCUCAGCACAUCCUCCAAGGUCUCCAGCUGGAGGCCAAGACAAAAAUCCGCGUGGAGCCCGGUUUGUUUGAAUGGACCAAAUGGGUUUCAGGCACCAGCCUCCCGGCUUGGAUCCCACCGGCUGACCUAGCGGCCGCAAACCUGAGUGUGGACACAACAUACAAACCUCAUUAUCCUGUAAGCAAACUGACCGUGUCAGAGUCCUACGAUACCUACAUCAGCAGGAGCUUCCAGGUGACCAGAGAGAUUCUGACAGAGUGCAAAAGUCUGGGAAGCACGGUCCUGAUUGUGGCCCAUGCUUCCUCCCUGGAGGCCUGCACUCGCCAAAUACAGGGCCUCAGCCCCCAAAACUCCAAGGACUUUGUCCAAGUUGUCCGAAAGAUUCCGUACUUGGGUUUUUGUGCUUGUGAAGAAUUGGGAGAGACAGGCGUGUGGCAGCUGGUCGACCCACCCAUCUUGCCUCUGACACAUGGACCCAAUCACAGUUUCAACUGGAGGGAAAUGCUAAUGCACGACUGAAGGAUAUGCUGUUAGGCUCCCUAUCUUUUGUCAGCUUGAACUGCUGAAACGUUAUUUAUUUUUUUCCUUUUACAAUUCUAUAAUUCCAUUCAAACUACCGAAAGGACAAAGAGAAACACAGAGUAGCUUCCAAUGAAAGACAUUAUGCAAAAAA